GCGUGUCACAUGACGCCUGCGCUUGUUGACCGAGAAUCAGCUGAUCCUUUGAGGGACGAUUCACUCGGUCACGAUUUUAACCUCGAGUGCGUUUUAUUAGCUCCAGUUCAUUUAUAGAAGACCAGGUGAGGGGAAAAAAGGGUUUCUGGAGCUCUAAGCGUCGUGGUCCAGCUUCUGAAUUUGGAAGAAAUUGAAAAACCUGUGCAGACAGCAGCCAUGGCGCUCAGCGACGCGGACGUCCAGAAGCAGAUCAAGCACAUGAUGGCUUUCAUUGAGCAGGAGGCCAAUGAGAAAGCAGAGGAAAUUGAUGCCAAGGCAGAAGAAGAGUUUAACAUUGAGAAGGGUCGCCUGGUGCAGACUCAGAGGCUGAAGAUUAUGGAGUACUAUGAAAAGAAGGAAAAACAAAUUGAGCAGCAGAAGAAAAUUCAGAUGUCGAACUUGAUGAACCAGGCCAGAUUGAAGGUGCUGAAGGCUCGUGAUGACAUGAUCUCGGACAUGCUAAACGAUGCACGUCAUAGGCUGGCUAAUGUAGCCAGAGAUCCAACCCGGUACUCAGCCCUGAUGGAUGGACUGGUGCUACAGGGUUUUUAUCAGCUACUUGAACCCAAAGUGCUCAUCCGUUGCCGCAAGCAGGACUUGGCCUUGGUGCAGGCUGCUGUGCAGAAAAACAUCCCCAUCUACAAAGCAUCUGUGAAGAGCAAUCUUGAAGUGCGGAUUGACCAAGACAACUUCCUCCCUCCAGAUAUCUCUGGUGGGAUUGAGAUCUAUAAUGCAGAUGGCAAGAUUAAGGUGUCUAACACUCUGGAGAGCAGGCUGGACCUUUUGGCACAGCAGAUGAUGCCUGAAAUCCGAGUUGCCCUGUUUGGUGCGAAUCAGAACCGCAAAUUCAUGGAUUAAUCAUCUCCGUAUGUGAUCCCAGGAGCAUUCAGGACCAUUACAGAAAAAAAAAAAAAACAGUGUUUCUAUGUCUCUUUUUUUUUUUUUUUUUUUUUAAACUUAGAUGUAAAAGAUUGAAUUCAUGUGUCUAAGUAGUAUUUAACUUAUGAACUGUAUGUAUAUGUUUGUGGUGCAUUUUGUGAUUCAUUGUUGCUGUUUGAUUGGCUUUUAGAUUCUACGGUUAUGUUUACAAGUGAGUCUGAAUGGUUACACUCAAGACUCGAAUUCAAGUCUUAAUGAUAAGUGGAUAUUCUCCAAUAUUUAAGACAUUCCUCCAUAUUUUGGUUUACGUUCUAGUACACAUUACAGCAUUAUAGCAUUUUUUUUUUGUAAGAUGUUUACUGUUUUUUUCCUGUUGUCCCUUUUUGUGCAGAUCAUGUGCCGUAUAACUGAAGAAAACAUUUUUGUUGAAACACUGAGAUUACGUGAAUGUGGAAAUAAUAUAAAGAAAUAAAGAAUAUUCCAUGUC
Pangasianodon hypophthalmus (striped catfish) is the source of this 1405-nucleotide messenger RNA. It is a transcript of the gene atp6v1e1b, whose product is annotated as ATPase H+ transporting V1 subunit E1b. Bases 217 to 897 code for a protein of 226 amino acids. Gene Ontology annotation, cellular component: proton-transporting two-sector ATPase complex, catalytic domain. Gene Ontology annotation, molecular function: proton-transporting ATPase activity, rotational mechanism. NCBI's taxonomy places the organism in Eukaryota, Metazoa, Chordata, Actinopteri, Siluriformes, Pangasiidae. The transcript has 9 exons. Gene Ontology annotation, biological process: proton transmembrane transport. The record is from RefSeq and is a predicted model, not a curated record.